AUGGCUGGAAGAAGGAAUGGUACAAUUACAAAGUUCAUUCUCUUAGGAUUCUCUGAAUUUCCAAAGCUCACCGUUGUCCUCUUUUCAAUAUUCCUAGGGAUCUACCUUAUGCCAGUAUCCUGGAAUGUGGGCCUCAUCACCCUCAUCAGGAUGGACUCUCACCUGCACACACCUAUGUACUUUUUCCUCAGUAACCUGUCUGUGCUGGACAUCUGCUAUGUUUCCACUAUAGCGCCCAGGAUGCUCUCAGACUUCUUCAAGAAGCAGAAAUUCAUCUCCUUUAUGGAGUGCACAAUACAAUACUUCUUCUCUAGAUUGGGUCUGACUGAGUGCUGUCUCCUGGCAGCCACGGCUUAUGAACACUAUGCUGCCGUUUGUAAUCCUCUUCUCUCCACAGCCAUCAUGUCCCCAACCCUCUGUGUGAAGAUGGUGGCAGGAUCUUGGAUAACUGGAUUCUUUGGUUCAUUGAUCCAGCUGUGUGUUUUACUUCAGCUCCAUUUCUGUGGGCCAAAUGUCAUCAACCAUUUCUUCGGUGACCUUCUCCAACUACUGAUCCUAUCCUGCUCUGACACCUUUUUCUUUCAAGUCAUAACGUCUGUGAUCACAGUGAUUUUUGGGCUCACAUCUGUCCUGGUUAUCAUGAUAUCCUAUGGUUAUAUUAUUGCCACCAUUCUGAAGAUCACUUCAGCUGAAGGCAGGUCCAAGGCCUUCAACACCUGUGGUUCUCACCUGACAGCAGUGACCCUCUUCUUUGGCUCAGGUAUCUUUGUUUAUAUGUAUCCUAACUCUGGUGAUUCCCUGAAUCAAAACAAGUUGGCAUCAGUCUUAUACACUGUUAUAAUUCCCAUGCUAAAUGCAUUGAUCUACAGCCUGAGGAACAAGGAAAUAAAAGAUGCCCUAAACAGAUGGAAGAAGAGAAUCUUUUCCUAG
Messenger RNA from Equus caballus (horse), 930 nucleotides. The record is from RefSeq and is a predicted model, not a curated record. NCBI's taxonomy places the organism in Eukaryota, Metazoa, Chordata, Mammalia, Perissodactyla, Equidae.